AAAAUUAGAGAAAACAGUGGUGUGACAAUAUUAUUGUUCUGCAGUGUCUGCAACACAUCCCACUGUGUUUGGGAUGCAGAGUAGGGAAAGACCUUGGUCAAUACAUAUGAGAGACAAGCAUAAUGGAAAAACAAUGCCACUUAGUGUGCCUUCUGGAGCUAGAACACUGCACACUUAAAAGGAAAUGUUAGUGGGGCUGUUACGGGUUGUGAAGGGGUUAAUAAAAACUCAAUAGCCCAGGCUGUUGCAGGCCCAGGCCCUUCUAUUCCAUUUUGGCCUUGAAGGGCUCAAUAAAAGUUUGGAACUCUUCCAAUGCUAACAUAUUAUUCUCCAAUGUCUCGAACACAUCCCACUGCUUUUGGGAUCCAGUUGGAUUUUACCAAGACCCACUGCAAGUUGCAACACCCAGCAUCCCAGCCAGCUUCAAGUAGGGAUGAUGAUGAUGGGAGAUCUGGUGAGGAGCUGCUGAAGAGCCUCCCCCUGCUCACCUCUGGACCAAGGACGGUUCAAGGCAGCAGAGCAAGGAACUCAGCCGGAGAAAUCGAGAUUCACGAAUCCAGAGUGUAGAUUAGUAAAGCGCCUCUUGCAGAGCAAGGGAGGAAAAGUUCAAUCGAAGGGUUAACCUGAGAGAGAGAGAGAGAGAGAGAGUCUAGUUUCCUAGAGUGGUGCCUUGGAAGUACCUCUCCGAAUCGGCGCCCUCACUUCCGCCCCCCCCCCGAAAAAGAGCCUUUGCUUCUCUUCUUCCUCUCUACAGCUUGUCUGUGUGGCAGCUGCUCCUUUGCAAGGCCAGCAGGAUUUUGUGUGGCUUCCAAUGCAGCGACUCACAGCAGAAAUGGCAGGUGAUUUCUCUGAGGCAGAGAAAUGUCCAUUGGACACAAGAGGGAGGCCACUCUUUGGGGAGAUCAAACAGGAGCAUGAUCAAGGUGCCACCUCACUGGGCAGCAAAAAGACCCUGGUGUCUCAUUCCAUGCCUUCUCCUCUCUUUGAUGGAGGGGAUGCAGUUGCUGCUCCAUCAUUGGAUCAGGGUCCAAUGGCCUCCUUUUUUCAAGGUCUGGUGACCUUUGAGGAGGUGGCUGUGCAUUUCACAGAAGAUGAGUGGGCUCUGCUGGAUCCAGAGCAAAGAGCCCUGCACAGGGAAGUCAUGGAGGAGACUUCUGGGCAUCUGGCUUUUCUGGGACUUCUGGUUUCCAAUCCUGACCUCACCUUCUGGCUGGAAAAAGAGGAAGGACGGUUUGCUGAGAGCUCUGAGGAAGAGGAGAGAUCAACAGGUGAUGAGCGGGAGAGUAAGAAAAAGGGUGAAAUGUGGAGGAGAAAAGCUGAAGCAAAACAUAAGUUUGGAAACAUAACAAAACAUAAGUCCCUGUCUUCAGAAGGGACUGACUUGCCUGAAAUUCUGCUCCGACAAGAACAUCACAAAGGAGACCAAAGGAAUGCAGUUCCUCCACAUGCAGAAAUCUCAACUGGUGAGCCAAGCUUUAGCACACAUCAGACAAGGCACACAGGGAAAACACAAUUUAAAUGCUCAGAGUGUGGAAAGACCUUCAAUAACAGAAAAGGCUUGAUUUGCCAUGAACGAAUCCAUACAGGGGAGAAACCAUAUCCAUGCUCAGUAUGCGGAAAGACCUUCAGACGGAGCGCAAACCGUAAUGUACAUCAGAGUAUUCACAGAGGAGAGAGACCAUAUCAAUGCUCAGUGUGUGGGAAAAGCUUCAAGAACACUGCAUAUCUUAAUUCUCAUCAAAGAAUCCACUCAGAGGAAAAACCUUAUAAAUGCUCACAGUGUGAAAAGAGCUUCAGCCAGCGUUCAAGCCUUACUUCCCAUCAAAGAAUCCACACAGGAGAGAAACCAUAUUCAUGCUCAGUGUGUGCAAAGACCUUUAGGCAGCUUGCAGCCCUUACUUUCCACCAACGAAUCCACACCGGAGAGAAACCUUAUCAGUGCUCAGUGUGUGGAAAAAGCUUCAGUGUCAGUGCAAACCUUAAUGUACAUCUAACAAUUCACAGAGGUGAGAGACCAUAUCCAUGCUCAGUGUGUGGAAAGAGCUUCAAGAACACUGCAUACCUUAAUUCCCAUCUAAGAACCCACUCAGAGGAGAAACCUUAUAAAUGCUCACAGUGUGGAAAGCGCUUCAGGUCAGGCUCAGACCUCACUUCCCAUCAAAGAACUCACACAGGGGAGAAACCAUAUCAAUGCCCAGUGUGUAGCAAGAGCUUCAACUGCAGCGAAAGCCUGAUUUGCCAUCAUAGAAGUCACACUGGAGAAAAACCAUAUCAGUGCUCAGUGUGUGAAAAAAGCUUCAGGCAGAGCUCACAGCUUUCUAUCCAUCAAAGAAUCCACACAGGAGAGAAACCAUAUCAGUGCUCAGUGUGUGGAAAGAGUUUCAACAGCAGCACAGCCCGUAUUUGCCAUUAUAGAAGCCACACUGGAGAAAAACCGUAUCAGUGCUCAGUGUGUGGAAAGAGUUUCAAGAGCACCACAGAGCUUAAUGCUCAUCAAAGGACCCACUCAGAUGAGAGGCCAUAUAAAUGCUCACAGUGUGGAAAGAGUUUCAAGAAGAGCUCAUGCCUUACUUCACAUUACAGAAUCCACACAGGAGAGAAACCGUAUGAAUGCUCAGUGUGUGGAAAGAGCUUUGUGAGUAGCUCAAACCUUUAUGUACAUCAAAGAAGCCACACAGGGGAGAAACCAUAUAAAUGCUCAGAAUGUGGAAAGAGCUUCACUACUAGCAGCAACCUUACUAAACAUCGAAGCCUUCACACAGGGUAGAAAGCAUGUAACUGCUCAGGAUGCAGAAGGAGCUUGGUGUGGAGUACAGAAUUCCAUAUCCAAUUAUUAACAUAUUACCUUGGCCUAAUUUUUGGCUAUGCAAGCCUGUGGACGCUUGUACUGAAUAGGGACCAGGAUCUAAACCAAAUGAAGAGAAAUAAACGGGGAAAUCUAACAUUUUGCUGUGUACUAUGAAAACUCUAGCAGAGAGCCAUACUCAUGCUAACUCUCCUUAAGGAAAGGCCCUUCGAGAGGCACAGCUUGGUACCAUAUAGCCAAGGAGUGCUUGAAGAUUAGGCAACUAAUAUAUUGUGGAGUCACAGGUCUUGGUAUGUAUGUGAGUUAAAGGCUCAUUCCACCUGUGCCUUGUCAAGUUGGUAUCUGGUAACUUAUCAAGUGGUGAAGAAGAAUUACAAGAUUGUAGCAGUUAAUUGGGUGGGGGUGGGGGUUAAACAUUAAUAAGCCCUGUCAAAAAUGGGGUAUUGGAUUUUUGAUGGAUCCAGAUUGCCAUGAUGAAAACAGAAUAUUAGAUUUCUAAUAUCUAUGGAAAUGGAGAACCCAAACAGCCAAUGAGAAUCUUGGGUGUAACAAGGGUCUAAGAAGGAGGAGAGGAGUAUUCAAACAUAAAGCCAGCAAGAAAGCAGCAGAUUUUCUUCCCUUUGUUUUCUUAUGUGUUCCUUUUUCUUCUAGGACAUUUCUCUUUUGUUUCUCCCCUCUUGGCUCAAUUGGCCAAGACACCUUUGCUCUUAGAAAUUCUUUCCUCUCUCUUCCCUCCUCUCCUUCACAACAGUCAUUCUUAUUAAGUCUCAAACAUUCUAUCUGUAGUAUUCUAUCUUUAAACAUAUAUGCUUAAUCUACCAACUAUACUCUAAGUAGCUUGCUCUUUGCUUCGUUGUUUUCCUGAAUCCUUUUGAAGAAGCCUGAAAACACCCCAAGCUGCCAGAAGGGGAACCUUUUGCCACACUUACAAUAUUGGAUCCCUUAAGUCUUUGAAUAAAACUUAAACUUUACUUGGUAUGGUCACUGAGUUAGGGUUUGAUCAUGUGACAAAUCCAUUAAAUUUGUCACAUGAUCAUUAAAGGCAUUAAAGGAACAGAUUUUUCAGUGGUGCCGUGUCUUGGAUUUCGUGUCUUGGAUUUCUGUGAUCAAACGCCAAGACUCAGGACAUCUUUUCCCCUCUAAAGUUUGCCUUUCCAUCCAUUCUGUUUUGCCAACUGAUGUUCUUUCUCCCAUGUUCUGUUCUGCCUCUCUCUUUUUUUCUUUGUCUCCCUCCCUCCCUCAUAUGCAUAAGCACUCACUAGCUUUAGACUGGUAGAGCUAGUUGAGAGAAGGCACUGAGAAGAGUUAGGAAAUGGCUAAAACCGUCUUUCCAGUGGCAUGUGUAACUUGGGUGCAUCUGGCUGAACCCCACAUUUUGCAAGAAAGGUUUGAGAAUAAAACUUAGGUAAAAUAUUGGAAGCAGCCAUUUAAGCUGUAGAGAAUGGGGUGGCAAUGAUUUGCCAGAUGCCUCGGAGAAUAGGAUUCCUCUUGAUAAUGAUGAAAGGGCUCCAAGCAUUUACUCACUGUGUUGUCAUGAGGGCAUCCCCUUGCUUUGAGACGACAGGACUGGUCGCAAUGCCUGGCCCACGGGAGUCAUCGCCAGAGGCAUCCCCAGCAAUGACGGCAAAACACACGAGAUUGAGGUGAAGACAAGCACUCAAGGAGCAGCAAGAACCUUCACAAAACCAACGACUGGAGCAGUAUUGCUUCUGUCCAAAGAAGAAAACCUGCUGUAAUGUAGUUAGCUGCAGGACAGCAGCUAGAUUAUUAGGACUUUAUAUUCAGUCUAGAAAUCUAGUGAAAUUUAGCAAUUCCAGGGUGUUGCCAAGAGGGCAUCAUGCUUAGAUUGCAUGCAUAGUAGAGAAUCAUGUUAUUGUUGAAUUAGCCUCCCUAGCAGUUAUCUUUAGAGGAAUCUCUUAGAAUGAGUCAAUGAGGUGAGACUCUUGAUCAGUGAGACUCGCCAUAAUGAGGCUUGCGGGGAGAGUAGGCUUAGCCCGCUCUCCCCGCAAACGAUCGGGGUAGCAGCCCUGGGUGGCCGUAUCGGCUGCCCACACGACUGCCGGCUCCGUCAGAGCCGGCAGGGGCUGUGGGGAUUGGGGGCUGCACGGCCCCAGAAGUUCCAGGAUGACCCGCAUGAGCGCGCAGGGCAGCCUGGAGAGACCCCCAGGUUCGGAAGGCUUGCUUCAGCCUUCCAGCAGGGGUCUGCUAGUGUGUUGUCAUGGCGCGGAGCUGCCCCGUGGCAAUACACGAUUACAAAGACGGGGUUAGCAGAGCGCUCGCUCCACUAACCUCAGCUAAGGGGAAGGGGAAUUAGGAGGGUUUGCUGCCAGGAGCCAUGUGGCUCACGUGGCAGCAGACGAUCAGCAAAAAGCAGGCUAGGCUCCCUUAACUCGCUUUUUGCUGAUCGUGAGAAUCUCCUCCUAGAUCAAUCAAGUGACCUGUGCACUGUUCCCUCUAACAGGGAUUCCCAGCUGUUGUUCACUACAACUCCCAGCAUCUUCAGCUGCAGUGGCCUUUGGCUGGGGAUUUUGGGAGCUGUAGUCAACAACAUCUGGGAAUCCCUGUUAGAGGGAACGUUGAACUUGUGUGUGUAAGCUGAAAUCAACUCAUGAAGCCUGAUCAAAAUCAAACUCAGAAUCAGGGUACCAGAGAUUGGUUUGCAGAGGCAUCUCAGCAAGAAGCCUUGCCUGCUUGUUUAGAUUAAUUCUUGUUGCUUACCAUGAAGGCUUAUUCAGUCCUUACUGGGAAAGUCACUAGUAAAACCACCAUCCCUUCACCUAAUGGAUCACUAGCCAGCAUGCUCUGUGGUAGCAAGCAUGACUUGUCCCCCUAGCUAAACAGGGUCUGCCCUGGUUGCAUUUGAAUGGGAGAGCACCUGUGAGCACUCUUAAGAUAUUCCCCUCAGGGGAUGGAGCCGCUUUGGGAAGAGCAGGAGGUUUCAAGUUCUCUGGUUUCUCCAAGAUACUGCUGAGAGAGAUUCCUGCUUGCAACCUUGGAGAAGCCGCUGCCCGUCUGUGUAGACAAUUCUGAGCUAGAUAGACCAAUGGUCCAACUCGGUAUACAGUAGCUUCCUAUGUUCUCCAACUGCAGUAAUGUAUCUCCUAUGAUGUCAUCCCCAUUUGAACCAUCAACUGUAUGCAAUCUGCCUCCAUACAAGUGAGUUAUUUGCAUGCUUGGAAAGUAAUAAAUUGACUAAAAACCA
Molecule: messenger RNA, 6008 nt
Organism: Hemicordylus capensis (graceful crag lizard)
Lineage: Eukaryota; Metazoa; Chordata; Lepidosauria; Squamata; Cordylidae
Product: zinc finger protein 883-like
Exons: 6
Coding region: 812-2767 (651 amino acids)
Biological process (GO): regulation of DNA-templated transcription
Molecular function (GO): DNA-binding transcription factor activity, RNA polymerase II-specific; RNA polymerase II cis-regulatory region sequence-specific DNA binding
Source: RefSeq, a predicted model, not a curated record